UAGCAGCUGCUCCUCGUGUUUUGAACAAUCUCUAUGUGUGAGAGAGAAAAUGCUUCUGAAAUGUUUGAGACCUUAAUGAGAAUAUUUACAUAAAGGAGGGGUAUAGACAAGUGUUGCUAGGAGGUCAAAGGAAAAUGUGACAAAUCGAAGUGUGGGGAGAAUGAUAUUGAUGAGUUAAACAGAAAGUGAUAACUGUUAUAGAUGUGGCUGGGGCUCUUAAGCAUGCAGCAGUUGUAAGAGUGUUGUGUGGAUGUAAACAUGUAUUAUCUAAACAUUCAAAAAUGCAUUCACUCAUUCCGAUGUGAGAACCCACAUCAAAGUUUAUGGAUUAAUAUAACCUACAUUUAUAUGGAAGUAUGCAAAAAAGCUCACAACUAUACACACAAAUGAAAAACACACUUAUACACACUUGUGUAUUUACGUGCAAGUGAAAAUUACAGAAAAAAAAAGAGCAUAUAUAUAUAUAUAUGUGUGUGUGUGUGUGUGUGUGUGUGUGUGUGUGUAUACAUACACACACUACCAAAUGGGAAGAAAAAAAGAUAGCACCAAUGAAUAGACACAUACUCACAUAUCUACAUAUAUCGCUCAAAUCUGGAGAGCAGACAGGGAAGCUGGUUGUGACAGCCAGAGCAACUCACUAAAUACUUCACAUGCUUUACUCCUAUAACUGUGAUUCCAAGCAAUAUGUUGUUAUCCAUAUACAUAUUUUUAAUCUUACUGCACUGUUGUCAAUGUGUAGAUCUCAUCUAUCAUGUACAAGAAGAAAAAGGUGCAAACACCUUCGUUGGAGAUAUUGCAAGUGACUCACAAUUGUUUGCUAGUUUCUCAUCUCAGGAUUAUGGACACAUUACUUUUACUCAACUCAAACGCCGGCAGUCUAGUAGCUCUCUUCUGUUCAAUGUUACUAAGAGUGGGAAAUUAUACACAGCCCAACGGUUAGAUGCUGACUCUCUUUGUACAUAUAACAAAGAAUGUUCAAAAAUUGUCAAAGUUGCAGUAAGGCAAGCAGAAACAUUUAUAAAAGUAUUGAAAAUCAAAGUGAUAAUUGAAGAUAUCAAUGAUCAUCAACCUGUAUUUUCUGACAAGCAAAUUGAUCUUCAGUUUUAUGAGACAGAUGGGAAAGGGACAAAGAAAUCAGCGCCAAGUGCCAUAGAUGGAGACAUGGGAGCUUUAAAUUCCAAAAUUAACUAUAGACUAAAAAAUAAUGUAAAUCAGACAUUUUCAUUAUUUGUUUCCAAAAGAGUUGAUGGUGUAUCAACAUUGGAAAUUAUCUUAGAAAAAAAACUUGAUCGAGAGAUCAAAGAUCUAUAUUUAGUGCAAGUUGUUGCUCAAGAUGGAGGUUCUCCACCACAUCAGUGUAUUCUAAAUGUUCAAAUUUCUGUUAUUGAUGAAAAUGAUAAUCGACCUGUUUUCUUUCAAAAUAUGUACAAUGUUUCAGUGAAAAACACUCAUUCAAGAAUGAGGCCUGUUGUAAUAUUAUCAGCAAAGGAUAAAGAUUCAGGUGAAAAUAGUCAUGUUUCAUAUUACUUUAGUCCCAAGACAUCAGCAAUUGCAAGAGACCAUUUUAGGAUCAAUAAAGAAACAGGAGAAAUUUUCCUUGAUAAAACAUCAAAGUUAAGUGAGAAAAUGAAUUUUAAGUUAUUUAUUGAAGCCAGAGAUGGAGGUAGUCCACCUUUGAGUUCAAUUGCAACAGUUAUAGUGAGUGUCUUGAAUCAAGAAAAUAAUGCCCCAACUAUAGAUGUAGAUUUUGUUUCUGUAUUAACUGAAAACACUACAAAAAUAGUUGAAAGUACCAAAGUUGGUAGUUUCAUAGCAUAUGUUAUGGUUACAGACAAUGAUGUUGGACACAAUGGAGAAGUCACAUGUGACCUUAAACAUGAAAAAUUUAAACUUUCUGCAAUUAGUUCAAAAGAAUACAAGGUUAUUUUAAAAGAGCGUGUUGAUAGAGAAAUUGAGGAUCAUUAUAUAAUUACAAUAAAAUGCCAAGACCAUGGAUUCCCACCAUUGCAGAGAGAAAGAAAAUUUUCCCUUCAGUUGAUCGAUGUCAAUGAUGUACAGCCAAUGUUUACUAAAGACACAUUCAAAUUUUUGACCUAUGAAAAUGAAAAACCAUCAUUUCCAGUUGGAUUUGUUAAUGCCACUGACCCAGAUUUAGGGCUAGGAGGCAAAUUGUCAUAUGCUUUAUUUGAUAAAAACCAAUUUGAUAUUCCUUUCAAAAUAACAGACAAUGGAUUUAUUUCAACUAGAAAAUCUCUUGACCGUGAACAAAACAGCAUUUAUAAAUUUCAAGUUUUAGUCAGAGACAAUGGAAGUCCAUCACUUAAUAAUACAGCUAACGUUAUUGUUGAAAUUAUGGAUGAAAAUGAUAAUGCUCCUUAUUUCACCUUUCCUAGUGUUAGCCCCUUUAGUUUGGAUCUUCAUUACCAUCCACAGAGUGACACUGAAAUCACUGUUCUGAGAGCAUCAGACAGAGAUAGCCAUGUAAAUGCUUUCCUUACCUAUGAAUUAAUUGGAGGUAAUGAUAAACGAUUAUUUAUGAUUAAUGCUCAUUCAGGUAUUUUAUCUUUUUCUCGAGCAGUUUAUCAAAAUGAUGCAGGGUCAUAUGAACUUCAAUUUAUAGUUAAAGACAGUGGAAAUCCAGUUCUAUCAGCAACAGCCAUUUUGUCCUUAACAUUGACAGUCAGUAAUAAAACAUCAACAAUGUUAACAGCUGUCCAGAUUCAAUCCAGUGAUAUGAUUGAUGUAAACUUAGUUAUAAUUAUUGUUGUUGUAGCAGUGGUGCUGUCUAUUGCCAUUGUGAUAUUCAUUACAACAUGCAUUGUUAAAUACAACUACCCCAGAAAUGCUAACCAUGGCACAGAUGUAAAUACUUCAUACCAGUCAAGAAGUGAAAUGCGAAAUCUCAUUUAUCAAACUAACAAUCGAGUUUCAAUGACAAGAGGCCAAAAUGAAGGCAUGAGUCCAAAUACUCCAUCAAUGAGAUCAAGGGGUCAAUUUUAUCCAGAAAUCGAAUCUCAGAAACCUUCCACUAUGAUCAGAACACUUUCAAAGUCUUCACAAAUGUACAGUCAACCUGUUACUGUGACAUCUGGUGGUGAGCCAAUGGAGCAAAACAUUGUUAUGGUCCCUAACUAUCUGAGUGAUACAAUGUCUACCAAAAGAGACAGUGGACAUAACUGGAAUGAAGGAGAAACAAAACAAUAUGAAGAAAUACCUGGGCUUUACAACUUCAGACACAUAUCAUCCACUUCAAAGAUGGACUGAAACCACAAAGACAGACAUAUAAAAAGAAAUCAAUGAGAUUGUAAUAGAAAUGAAUCAACAAACAGGGAAGUGAACAAAAUGCCUAUAAGCCUUCCAGAGACAGAAUCAUAAAACACCCAUUUAUGGUUGCAUUCGAUUGUAGGAGUGAUAUAGUACCAUUUAAUGUGAACGAGACAAAUGUCUUUGAAAUACAUUAGUAUUGUUAAUAUUGAAGAUAGAUAUAACAAAAAAUAUUUUUUACCUCCAUUCAAUCAUACAAGGUAUGCAUACAGACCAUAACGAGGUGAACAUAGAUCUUAUCUUCAUUUUAAAUAUUCUGGUUUAUAUAUACCCUGAUAUAUGUUUUCCCUGUGUACAGAUACAUAAUUAUGCACAUAAUAUAUAGAAAAUGUGUAUGUAAAAAUGUGUACAUACACAUUUGGGAGUAUGAAAAAGAUGACUCAUCCUCAAUACAUGAAGAAGAGUUUAAUUAAUUUGGGGUGAUGCUAAGUUCAAGUAUCACUGUGAUUGAUUUUAUCUUUCAUCCCUUCAGGGUCAAUAAUAAUAAGUCAUGUGCUAGAUUUAAUUUAAUCAUCUGUAAUAACUUCCUUAACCAUAAGAAUGUAUGAAAUUUAUAUUUUAGUUAUUAAGGUAACAAUAUUUUAUGCUGUAUAUCCUACAUUUAUAAAAUAGGAUUUAAAACAGUAUGCAGUAUUUAUCAUUUAAAGGAAUAUUUUUCAUAUUCCAUGUUAUGUGAUGUAAUGUCUUUUGCAAAAACGAUCCUAUAUUUAGAAGAGAAAUAUUUUUAUAUAACGCUAACUGCUAUAGUAAGCAUAAUUUGGCAUUAAUCAUAUUAUGUUUUAACUAAUAGAUUAUAACAGUUACGAUGAUAAGUGUAAUGUAUAUUACUACUAAACAAAAAUGCAUGUGUCUGUGCAUUUGAGUAGGAAUGUACAUGUCAGUGUACAUUUGUUGUGUUUCAUCCCAAGUCAACAUUGAUUCAGCGAAUUGAUUAAAGACAUUCCAAUCAUGAACAUCCUAUCUUUUUCCAAGGAACCCAGAACCAUAUUUACUAAUGUGCCCUCUUAUGGUAGUGCAUGAUUUGAAGAAAAUUUGGCUGCACUCUCUAGCAGGUCUAGAAAUAAACCAUGUAGAGGCCCCAACAUUGGUCUGUUGAAUGUAUUCGAAGCAUAUCUGUAUGGCAAUUCUGUGAUUUUCUUUCAAGUUGAAAUUUUUAACAUUAACAAUCACAAUUAUAUACUGAAUGAAGAUGAUCUAAAUACGAAAUAUUACUGAAUGUCAUCUGUAAUUGUGCAUUUUCAAAACUUUUUAUAAAGUUUUAAAGGUAAACAUGUCAAUUUAACAAAGGGUUUUGUUAAGAGUCAUUGACAGAUAUUACAAAUUAACAUUGUUUAUAAAUUGAUCCAAUGCUUCAAGACAUAAACAUAUUUCAGAUGACAUAA
Messenger RNA from Octopus bimaculoides (California two-spot octopus), 4706 nucleotides. Its product is annotated as protocadherin gamma-B6. Gene Ontology annotation, biological process: homophilic cell-cell adhesion. Gene Ontology annotation, cellular component: plasma membrane. NCBI's taxonomy places the organism in Eukaryota, Metazoa, Mollusca, Cephalopoda, Octopoda, Octopodidae. The record is from RefSeq and is a predicted model, not a curated record. Gene Ontology annotation, molecular function: calcium ion binding.